AUGUCUAGCAUUGGGUUAGGUGAUAAAUGGAAGAAAUGGAUGGUUUCUAGUGUAACCAAAGCAAGAGUUUCAGUAUUAGUGAAUGGGACUCUAACAGAUGAGUUUUCUCCUCAGAAAUGGAUUAGGCUCAACAUUCUAUUAGAAAGGGCAAAGGAGAUAGGAUUGUUAAAGGGUGCUUCUAUUGAGCCAUCUGAGUUGAAGCUUUCUCGUCUUCAAUUUGCAGACAAUAAUAUAAUCUUCUAUGAAGAUGUGAAGGAGGAAAUUAUAGUUAUUAAAAGGAUUCUUAAAUGUUUUGAAGUGAUAUCAGGGCUUAAGAUUAAUUUUCACAAGAGUGUAGUAUGUGGUGUAGAAGUGUCUGAUGAGAAGACCCAGGAGUUUGCCUCUAUUCUGAAUUGUUCAAGUCAAAAACUACCUCUGAAGUAUUUAGGUUUUCCUCUUGGUGCUAGCCUGAGAAGCAGGAGGACUUGGAAACCAGUGGUUGAUAAGAUCAGGUUCACGUUGGCAUCAUGGAAGAGAAAACUUUUGUCUUUUGCUGGUAGCCUUACUUUGAUAAGGUUGGUAUUGUCAAAUUGA
Messenger RNA from Camellia sinensis, 573 nucleotides. NCBI's taxonomy places the organism in Eukaryota, Viridiplantae, Streptophyta, Magnoliopsida, Ericales, Theaceae. The record is from RefSeq and is a predicted model, not a curated record.